UGUACUCAUUGGUGUUCUUCAUUGAUUUAUAGAGGUCAAUAAAGUGACCAACUUUUGUUGCUUUUUCUCAUUCAAUCAAAAACCCAUCUGCACUUUUCUCUCUUCAUCUGCUUCUCUGCAAUUUUCUGAGUCUUUCUCCUGUAGACGGACAUGGACGCUGUUAUUUCACCUCUCAGAGCUGUGUGUGGAAGUGGUGGUGCUCAAUACUCCGGGACUAGAAUCGAUCAUGGGCUUUCUGGGUUUUGUUCAUUUUCUCAGGAAAACAAAUCAAAAUCCAAACUUUCACCGGUUAUGAGCCUAGAUUUGAAGGAACAUCCCAUGACUUCAAACCAAACACUCGCUGCCUUGUCUUCUUCUUCCUAUGCAAAGACAUCAUCAAUAGGUAUGAGUAGAGGAAUGAGAUGGUGGGAAAAGUCAACGAAAGUCAACAUGUUAGAGAUACACUCUGCUAAUCAUCUUGUUGACUCUUUGUUGAACGCUGGUGAUAGAUUAGUUGUUCUUGAUUUCUACUCACCCGGUUGUGGUGGCUGCAAAUCUCUCCACCCAAAGAUCUGUCAAUUGGCUGAAUCAAACCCAAACGUGAUGUUUCUCAAAGUGAAUCAAGAAGAGCUUAGAACAAUGUGCCAUGGCCUUAACGUUCAUGUGCUUCCGUUCUUCAAGUUCUAUAGAGGAGCAGAGGGUAAACUUUGUAGUUUCAGCUGCACCAUCGCCACCAUCAAUAAGUUCAAGAAAGCGUUGGACAAGCACGGCAGCGAGAGGUGCAGCCUCGGGCCAGCAAAAGGUUUAGACAGUAAGGAGCUCAUGGCUUUAGCGUCCGUAGGGGAACUUAAAAUGGAUCUGGAUUUUUUAACAGUGCAUCAAGAUGUGUUGCCGUUAUCAUCAGCUAGCAGCUUCUGUUAUGAAACAGAGGAACAGCAUCAGAAGAUGAUGGUAUAAAGAGAUGGUCUUUUCCAUGGGGAUUCUUAUUUAUUUUGUAGAUAUGAUUAUUGAUUAGUAUCAUUGUGUUUUGCUUAGCUUCUAGAGUUGGUUAUUAUAAUUUCACAAUACUAGUAUCCUAGUAGCAAUUCCUUUUAACUUUAAAACAUUGAAUCUCA
Molecule: messenger RNA, 1094 nt
Organism: Brassica oleracea var. oleracea
Lineage: Eukaryota; Viridiplantae; Streptophyta; Magnoliopsida; Brassicales; Brassicaceae
Product: thioredoxin-like 1-2, chloroplastic
Exons: 4
Coding region: 151-936 (261 amino acids)
Biological process (GO): cell redox homeostasis
Source: RefSeq, a predicted model, not a curated record